GCCGUGCAGCCGUCUAAUGUGUUCGCGUAGUCACGGAUUCACCUUUAUUUAGUUGAUUUCAUCAGCAAAGGCACCUGCUGAUCGACUUAUUAUCGUUAUCAACGUUGUGUGAUCGUAGAUAUCCUCAUUGAAUUGAAUUUUGUUACAAAAUAAGUGUUGAUUGCACCGUAGACGCUUGACAACGAGAUAAGGAUGAGCACGAAGUUCCUAUUUACCGAGUCGACGGAGAUCCUCAAUGUUUUGCCGCAUUAUCACACUCUCUUGAAGACGAUCUUGGUGAUCUCACUCGUUUGGUUUAUUUCAAAGAGACGAAAGAAUAACUCGAUACCCUCGGAUGAGUUGGUAGAGAGCAAGCUAGCGGAAUGGCAACCGGAACCUCUGAUAGGUGAACCACCGAAAGAACACCCUUCGUUGAAUCCCAAGUAUGUCAAUGCCAAAAUUGGAAGGCGAAUAAUUAUCAACGGCAAGAAUUGCCUCAAUUUGGGUACGCACAAUUAUUUGAAUUUAAGUAAUGACUCCAAAGUAGAGGAGAGUGCAGUAGCUGCUGUAGAGAAGUAUGGUGUUGGUUCUUGCGGGCCACGUGCCUUCUAUGGGACUGUUGAUGUACAUCUUGAAUUAGAAGAACGCUUGGCUAAGUUUACAAAUACAGAGGAGGCUGUUAUAUAUUCAUAUGGAUUUAGUGCCAUAGCAUCCGCAAUUGGGGCUUACUGUAAACGCAAUGACUUGAUAUUUGUAGACGAGCAAGUAAAUUUUGCUAUACAAAAAGGAUUGGAUGCAUCUCGAGCAAAUAUUCAAUAUUUUAAGCACAACGAUGUUCAAGAUUUACAUAAUCUCUUGAUAAAACAAGCAGACGUAGAUAAGCAAAAUCCUAAGAAAGCUGCAAAGACUAAACGCUUCUUGAUCAUAGAAGGUAUUUACAAUAAAACAGGAAGUAUUUGUCCCUUACCGGAACUAUUAGACCUCUGCAAGCAGUACAAAUUAAGGAUUUUUAUCGAUGAAUCUAUAUCGCUUGGUACCCUCGGUCCACAUGGAAAAGGUGUUACAGAAUAUUUUAACAUUCCAAUAACUGACAUUGAUAUGAUAAUGGGGUCUUUGGAAUCAGCUUUUGGAUCCAUUGGAGGCUUUUGUGUAGGAACAUCUUUUGUUAUUGAACAUCAACGUUUAUCUGGACUCGGCUAUUGUUUCUCAGCUUCUCUACCACCUUUUCUGUCAUCUAUUGCUAUUGCUUGUCUGGAUAUUAUAGAGAAUAAUUUGCAGAUAUUUCAGUCUUUAAAAAAUAAUGCUCUAGCAGUAGAUAGCGGUCUCAAAAGUAUUUCGGCAUUUGAAUGUCCAAGUUUCGCAGAGUCACCUAUGAAACAUCUAUAUCUAAAGGAUAAAAAAGACUAUGCCACUGAAGAGAAAUUAUUAUGUGCAAUAUCUAACAAAUGUAUUGAAAAUAACUUAGCAGUUAUACUUCCUGCCUAUCUGGAAGCAGAAAUACUUAAACCAAGACCUAGUAUUAAACUUUGUGUAUCUACUGACUUAUCCAAGAAUGACAUCGAUUUUGCACUAGAUACCUUGAAAAAAUGUGCAGAAGAAGUUUUAUCAUGUCAUGUUAUACACGAUAGGAACGAAUCUUUAUAAAAAUAAAUAUAUUAAGAGUUUAUAUAAGUAU
Molecule: messenger RNA, 1654 nt
Organism: Harpegnathos saltator (Jerdon's jumping ant)
Lineage: Eukaryota; Metazoa; Arthropoda; Insecta; Hymenoptera; Formicidae
Gene: Spt-I
Product: serine palmitoyltransferase subunit I
Exons: 2
Coding region: 193-1623 (476 amino acids)
Biological process (GO): ceramide biosynthetic process; sphingosine biosynthetic process
Cellular component (GO): endoplasmic reticulum
Molecular function (GO): pyridoxal phosphate binding; serine C-palmitoyltransferase activity
Source: RefSeq, a predicted model, not a curated record